AUGGCGCAAAGAAAGGGUGGAGAAGCAGACUCGUACUACAACCAAGUGCCUGGCGGCCAAAGCAACGGUGGUGACGGGCAAUAUGCAACCCCUCCUCCCAUGCAAUAUCCUCCUCAAGCAGCAAACAAUGCAUACCAAAGCAACUCCAACCCCAAAUAUCAGCAGCCUCCACCCAAUUAUGGUCAGAACUUCCAAAACUCCGGUUCCCCAUCAAUGGCAGCAGGCGAUGGGAAGCAAACGUUUGAUCAGGUUUUCAAGCUGGACAAACCCAAGUACAAUGACGUUUGGGCCGGAAUACUCCUCAUUUUGACUUUCCUCGGCUUCGCUGCCGUCUCUGGCAUCUCUCUGCAGGGAUAUUCCGCAAACAAGGGCCUUAGUGGAGGUGGCAUCUACGACGCUGGCAACAACUUCUCCCUAAACACCAAUACCAUCGUCCUAUUCGUUUUUGUCCUCGCCGUCGCUUUGGUUCUGUCCUGGACAUACUUCACCCUUGCCCGUGCAUUCACGAAGCAGUUCAUCUGGAUUACUGGUAUCUUAAACAUCCUCUUCGGCAUUGGCACUGCCAUCUACUACUUUGUGCGACACUACUACUCCGCUGCAGUAGUUUUUGCUGUCUUUGGUAUCUUCAGCAUUGUAUGCUUCGUCACGUGGAUCCCGAGAAUUCCUUUUAGUGUGGUCAUGCUUCAGCAGACAAUGGAUGUCGCCAAGUCUUUCGGGCAUGUCUUCCUCGUCAGCGCUAUUGGCGGUAUAGCUUCGGUUGCUUUUGGUGCCUGGUUUUCUCUCACUUUAGUCUCUGUGUACGUGAAAUAUGAACCUUCCGGUGGAGGGUCAAACCCUGCUUGUGCCAGUGGAAGCAGUGCAGGUGGUUGCUCAUCAGCCAAAGUGAUUGGCUUGAUCGUUUUUAUAACCUUCGCCGGAUACUGGAUCACUGAGUGGCUUAAGAAUACGAUCCACUCCAUCGUCGCCGGUAUCUAUGGCAGCUGGUUCUUCUGUGCUGGGAAGCCAGGAGGGAUGCCAAGUGGUGCGACAAGGGGUGCAGCCAAGAGGGCUUUUACAUACUCUUUUGGCAGUAUCAGCUUUGGAUCACUGGUCGUGGCUCUCAUUAAUAUGGUGCGCCAGGCAGUCAGCAUAGCCCAGCAGCAGGAGGCUCAGGGAGGGAAUAUGGCCGCCUCGAUCGCGUUUUGUUGCCUCGGAUGUAUUAUUGGAUUGAUUGAUUGGGCUGUUCAAUUCAUCAAUCGCUAUGCAUUCAUACAUAUCGCCCUUUACGGCAAAGCCUACAUCCCCGCCGCUAAAGACACCUGGACCAUGAUGAAGAACCGUGGAAUCGAUGCUUUGAUCAAUGAUUGCUUAAUUGGACCGGUCCUGACAAUGGGAUCUACGUUCGUGGCUUACACUUGUGCCCUUCUCGCGUAUCUAUACCUGGAGUUCACUAAGCCGGGUUAUAACGACGGCGGAACCUUCACACCAGUGGUAAUGGCUUUCUCAUUCUUGAUAGGACUACAGGUCUGUCAGAUUUUUAUGACGCCCAUUGGAAGUGGCGUGGAUACAAUCUUCGUGGCUGCGGCAUGGGAUCCAGACGUUUUGAUGAGGGAUCACCCCGACUUGUACCAGAGGAUGGUCAGGGUCUACCCGAAGUCCACCAUAAAAAUGUCUAAAAUCGCUAACCGUCCAGACUGGGCCGACGAUGUCGAAAAUGACCUUGACGAUCCCGCAACCCUACCUCCGCAAACCGUAACCACGAACAAGGACGGUACCAAGACGGUCAUUUCCUACCGGUUCAACGACGACGGCAAACGGGUCAAAACCACUCGCCGCAUACGCACCACCAUUGUCAAAGAAUUCGUCAACCCCCGCGUCGCCGAGCGCAAAGGCUGGGCGAAGUUUGGGCUCGAAAAAGGCCAUGCCGCCGGACCGAGCUUCGACACCACAAGCGUGGGCGAGAACAUUAUAUUCCGACCGAGCGUGACGUGGAAGAGAGACGGGAAAGAGGAGAAGAAAGUGGGGGAUGACCCGAAGGAGAAGCUGAAGAACAUGAAAGUCAAGUGCAGGAUCUGUGACGGGGAGCACUUCACAGCCAGGUGUCCGUUCAAGGACACGAUGGCGCCGAUGGGAGAGGACGGAGCCGGUGCCGCGGGCGGGGCGGGUGCCGAUGGGGACGAGGAUGGGCCGCCGAAGGAGGGCGGUCUGGGUACUGGGGGAGGGGGUUACGUGCCGCCGCACCUCAGGAAAGGAGGAGCCGCCGGUGCCGGCGAGAGGAUGGGAGGGAAGUACGAGAGGGACGACCUGGCUACGUUGAGGGUGACCAAUGUUUCCGAGUUCGCAGAAGAGAACGAUCUGCGGGAGAUAUUCGAACGCUUCGGCCGAGUCACGCGUGUGUUCCUCGCCAAGGACAGGGAUACGAACAGAGCGAAAGGGUUCGCCUUCAUCAGCUUCCAAGAGCGGACCGACGCUGCAAAGGCUUGUGAGAAGAUCGAUGGCUAUGGCUAUGGACACUUGAUCCUUCGGGUCGAAUUUGCAAAGCGAGCUGCUAACUAG
This is a messenger RNA of Letharia lupina, 2535 nucleotides long. RefSeq lists its product as uncharacterized. The record is from RefSeq and is a predicted model, not a curated record. Gene Ontology annotation, biological process: transmembrane transport. Gene Ontology annotation, cellular component: eukaryotic translation initiation factor 3 complex; plasma membrane; cytoplasm. The coding region runs from base 1 to 2535 and encodes 844 amino acids. Gene Ontology annotation, molecular function: transmembrane transporter activity; RNA binding; translation initiation factor activity. The transcript is spliced from 13 exons. NCBI's taxonomy places the organism in Eukaryota, Fungi, Ascomycota, Lecanoromycetes, Lecanorales, Parmeliaceae.